AUGGAAGACGAAGGGGGGGAGGAAGACUCACUGGAUCAGUUAGCAGUCCUAUCUGAUGUUUCGUCUGAUAAUCACGAAGUUGCUAUUGCAAAAUUGUUAAAUGUAGAUGAACCAACAAAACAUGAUGGACAAACUAAGCGAAUCAAACACAAAUCUAAAGUGAAGAAACACUAUUAUACUAAUAGAGGAAAACCAGGUGAAGAUUCAAGCGACAUCAAGGUUGGAACUUCUCCUUUUCAAUACCCUGAGGAUCUGGCAAUACUCGCCCAUGACAUAUUGACGAAGGCCUGGAGAAAUGAUGAGAGAAUCAAGCAGUUGAAAGUUAAAUGCAUUAAUAAGUCUACCAAGAGAAAAAGAAGAGAUUUUCAAAUGUUGCACGUCAAGGAUCCACCCAAAGACAGUAUGAAAACAGUGUGUGAUGUGGAUCCACAUUAUUUUAAAAUGAUCGAGAGUAAACCAGAGAAGCUCAACAUCAAAGAUUACAUUCAAACUUUACGAGAUUCACUAAGAACAAAAAUUGUUAAUGGAUAUAGGGAAGACGAUAUAUUACUAAUGGACGAAAGUCUUCGAUCUGAACAUAAGAUGCUUCAUAUUAUUCAGGAAAAUUAUCAAAAAUAUUUUAAUAUUUUUGAGGAGUUUUUAUACAGAGAUCAUAUGUCUGCUAUGCAGUUACUGAACGAUUCUGAGAUGGCAGCGGCUGAGGCUUACGAAGAGUAUCUGGAGUACAAAAAUGUUGCUAAAAAACUUUCCGCUUUAAGGUCGACUUUGUUCAUUGCCGAAGAGAAAUGGCGAAAUAUCAAAGUUUAUCAAAAGUUUUUGUAUACCGUCAGCCCUGCAUCGUGGAAAGCUUCUCAACCAAAAUACAGACGUGCAAGUUGUUUAUACAAAGAAGAAUCUGAGGACGACAUCAAUAUUUUUGGAACAUACAGGGAGUCAAUUACAUGGAGGAAUAUUUCCUUGGAAGACAUUAUCGACAACUUUUAUAAUGAAUCAAGAACUGAACGACCUCCAGAAAUCUAUUUCACUGAACCAGAUCAACUUUUGGAUGUUUUUCGCUUUCUCGAAUCACAAAACCUGAAUGCUUUACUACACUAUGAGGAAAUGAGGGUUCCAAUGUUACAAGUGAAAGAAGGACUGGAAAGCUGUAAAAAAUUUUUUGAAAACCAUAUCAAGUCCAUGCAAGAUUAUAUCGAAAAACUCCAAGUUUCGAUUCUGUGGGAGGAAGAACGCGAAUCUUACCUCAAAGACCUGAUCAUAAAUCUUCUGAAUAACCAAUUCAGAAAAAUUAUCAUGGAUGAGGAGGUACUCAAUUUGCAGAUUUUUGUUGAAGACGUAUACGAAACAAGAAUUGGUCCAUUAGAUUUUUAUCCGUAUUCCAAAGUAAUGGAAUCCAUCAUCGUAGAAGAUAUGUCAGAAUUUUUAACAAAAAACGCAAUCAUACCACCAGAAAAACAUGGUUUCGUCAAAGGUAGAUCAACCACCAGCAAUCUACUACAGUGCAUGAACGAUUGGACUACAGCUUACGAUAGGAAAAUACCGACAGAUAUCGUUUAUCUUGACUUUGCCAAGGCUUUCGACAGGGUCCCAGUGANAUCUGGGCAGACCUUUUGA
Leptinotarsa decemlineata (Colorado potato beetle) is the source of this 1611-nucleotide messenger RNA. Its product is annotated as cilia- and flagella-associated protein 100-like. The record is from RefSeq and is a predicted model, not a curated record. Lineage: Eukaryota; Metazoa; Arthropoda; Insecta; Coleoptera; Chrysomelidae.